AGUCUUCAUGGAGAAGCUUGUUGCCCUUGCAUUUUUCUCUGCUUGUUUCUUCACUUGUUUCCCGCCAGGGAACUUUGUGCAUGGUGCUACAAUAUCAUCAUGUACCCAAACACCCUACCCUGAUGUCUGCUACCAUUUCAUGGGACAUGCUGUUAAUGUUGCAUCGACUCUUGCCCUCGAUCAAACCCUGUUAUCGUUCCGUGACCUCGCUUUCCAGGUCACCCUAGACCAAGCGGUUCAAGCUCAUCGGCUCGUCUCGACCAUGGACCUGAGUUCGUUCGACGAGCGAGCCAAAUUAGCUUGGAAUGACUGCUCGGAGCUUUACCAGGACACCAUUGUCCAUCUUAACCGAUCAAAGAGCAGUAGCAACCCAUUAGAUGCUCAAACCUGGUUAAGCGCCGCAAUUGCCAAUCAACAAACCUGCCAAAAUGGCUUCAUUGACUUCAACUUGGCCUCUCAUUUGCAAGCCUUACCAUCCAUGCUAGGCAACUUCUCCAAGUUGAUUAGCAAUUCACUGGCCAUAAAUAAGCCCACUGCUACCACCAAACAAGUAGGUAACACUAACAGACGCCUGCUUUCCCACGAAUUCCCUGCUUGGCUUUCGGGAGCAGACCGGAAGCUCCUGCAGAAAACCAGUGCACCGUUAAACGCUGAUAUCGUGGUGGCCAAAGACGGUUCCGGCAACUUCAAGACCAUAUCGGAGGCAGUGGCAGCAGUUGGCAGUGGACGGAGAACCGUCAUACACGUAAAAGCUGGUGUGUACAAUGAAAACGUGGAGAUUCCAAGGUCAGCUAAAAACAUAAUGUUGAUUGGAGAUGGGAUGGAUGCCACAGUUAUCAGUGGUAACAAAAAUGCUCAAACCGUCACAACUUUUCGUACAGCAACUGUUGGUGUAUCCGGCGACGGCUUCAUAGCUCGUGACAUAACUUUCGAGAACACCGCCGGACCCCAAAAACACCAGGCAGUGGCCCUCCGGUCCGGCUCCGAUUUCUCGGUCUUUUACCGUUGCAGCUUCAAAGGUUACCAGGACACCUUAUACGUCUAUACUCAACGUCAGUUCUACCGUGACUGUGACAUUUACGGAACGGUUGACUUUAUAUUCGGCGACGCCGUCGCCGUUUUACAAAACUGCAACAUUUACAUCCGAAGACCGAUGAGCGGCCAAAUGAACACCGUCACAGCACAGGCGAGAACCGACCCGAAUGAGAAUACGGGCAUAAUCAUCCACAACUCUCGCGUGACGGCAUCAUCUGAUCUGAGACCAGUUCAGGGUUCAUUCAAGAGCUACUUGGGGCGGCCAUGGCAGAAAUAUUCAAGAACUGUGUUUAUGAGGAGUGGCUUGGAUGGACUGAUCGAUGCAGAGGGUUGGCUACCGUGGAGUGGAAAUUUCGCCUUGAGCAGUGUUUACUAUGCCGAGCAUAUGAACACCGGCACCGGUGCAGGCACCGCUGGAAGAGUGAAUUGGGGUGGAUAUCAUGUUAUAGGCGCCGCAGACGCCGGGAAAUUCACCGUCGGAAACUUUCUCGCCGGGAAUGCUUGGAUUCCGGGAACCGGAGUGCCGUUCGAUGCUGGACUUUGAAUUUGUCGAUGGGUUGACGGGUGAUGCCAACAUUUGGAAGAUAUGUAAAUAUAAAAGUGACCGUUCCUGUUGAAAUUGUAAUAUAGGUUUCGUUGGUUAAUUACUUGGCUUUAUUGUGGAUAAUGCUGA
This is a messenger RNA of Hibiscus syriacus, 1708 nucleotides long. RefSeq names its product pectinesterase-like. The record is from RefSeq and is a predicted model, not a curated record. Gene Ontology annotation, molecular function: pectinesterase activity; pectinesterase inhibitor activity. Lineage: Eukaryota; Viridiplantae; Streptophyta; Magnoliopsida; Malvales; Malvaceae. The transcript has 2 exons. Gene Ontology annotation, biological process: cell wall modification. The coding region runs from base 8 to 1579 and encodes 523 amino acids.